UAAUUCACAGUAAAAUUAUGGAUAACCGUUGGUUUUCACUACCGAAACAUCAUAAUAUUCGAGUACAAUAAAUAUACAGAAAUGGAUCAUUCGCAUCGGAAAGCAGUAAAGGAAUUUAUGAUCGGUUUCCUGCUAUAAGAACGUUAAAAUCGCGUGACGUCACAACAAUGCAAAGGCUUAGGGCAAAGGGCAAAGCAGAUCGAUGAGACAAGUCAUUGCGACUAUAACUAGUAGAGGCUUGAGUGAAUCUAUCACAUUGGCGGGUAACGUGGAGAUUCGUGUAGGCCUGCUAGUACCGCUACAAAUGGAGCGAGAGGACAGCGGCAUCGACAGCGAGGACGCCGCCUGUAUACCCGGCAUGCGCUUACCCGGAGGAAACAAUAUAGUGGACUGGAGCAGCAGCGAUGACGAAUUUAUUAUUGGCGGUGAAAGAAAUAAUGCGAAGAACAUGCAGGAUGGUUGGGUGGAUUUCGUCGGGAUGGAUUACCCAAUGGUGCCGCUAGUGAGUCGGGACGUUACUAUCGACUCUCAACAUAUCGGGUGCAGUAGUCCUGAUAGUUCGUCUCCACUAUACGAGGUCGAGCUCACCGCUUCGGAUGAAGAUGAUGACACGUCCAAUGUAGAAGUUGUAAUACCAAUUACUAAUCAACAGCACAAGAAGGUAUCGACUGGAGAAUUACUACUACAUAUCUUCUAUGACAUACUAUGCUGCCUCCCUAACCGCAGAUCACUGUCGUAAAUAGAAUGUUGUUGACCUCAUAGACAAAGUCACAUGCGAUUAGCACUGUAAUAAAUCGUAAUGUAAAAAUGCCAACAUGUAAAGAAAUAAUUACGCGUUUAAUACGUAAUAUAUCGCAUGUUCGUCACUUCUAUAUUUUCUACUUCUGUGGUUGCCUCGUUCAUUGUAACAUUGUCUAUGGGAAGACUUUUCAUAAUGUAUCUGCUUUGUCAUUUUUAAAAUAUUUGCAACUAACAUAAACAUUCAUUUUGUGUGCAUGAUUAUUAAUAACGUUAGUUUUUUAGAGCCUGUCCCACCAAAUUGUAAAUUGUCUGAUAACAAUCCAACGUGUAAAAUAUGUAAUGGAAAUAUCGGAUUUUGUUCCCUUAUCUGUCGUAAAUUUUAAGCUAUCUGAGCUAGCUAGUAUCAGCCAGCGGGGGGACAGGCUCUUAAUCUCGUAAUGUAUUUUAGUAAAUGUGCGAAUAUUUGUAAGUUUCAAUUCAGUUGUAAAAUCUAAAUUUUAUACCUUUUACGUGAGAUUUAUUUAUAAAUAUUUUGCACUUUACUUUUGUAAAAGAAUA
This is a messenger RNA of Papilio polytes (common Mormon), 1299 nucleotides long. RefSeq lists its product as uncharacterized. The record is from RefSeq and is a predicted model, not a curated record. Lineage: Eukaryota; Metazoa; Arthropoda; Insecta; Lepidoptera; Papilionidae. The transcript has 4 exons. The coding region runs from base 203 to 739 and encodes 178 amino acids.